AUGUCAGGCAAAGAAAUUCUGCGACACUCAUCCUAUAUUCUGCUUGAAGAACUGAACCGCCAUGCCAAAGCCAAAGCUGAUGCUGCUAAAGUGCAAUCUGCAUCUGCAUUACUUAGUCAGCAAAUGCAAAAAAAUGAAAAGAUUGAUGGUCUGGCUUCAAUAGUUGGUACCUUGGUGCAACAUCUUCCUACUUUACUUUCCGCUCCAUUCACUACCUCGGGGUUGCACUCUAUGUCUUUAUUGGAUUCCAACCUUCUCUCCACAUUCAGGCCUGUAUCUAUGCAGAUGAAACUUCGAAUUGAGGAAUCCAAUUCGAGGGGCAACAACAAUGGGAUCAUAACUGAAACUGCUAUAGAUCAAGAACCUGUGGCCGGGAAAAAUGGUAGAUCUCUGGUUGAAGCUGGCAACGGAAUUACGAAGGGCAAGGAUGGUGAGGAGACUGAUGAGCCUAUGCAAGAGACAUGUGGUUUUUAUGUGGGCAUGAAGGACAAUGUUGUCAUAGCUGAUGCAGAGGACUUGGCAGGUCAUCGUCGCUCUUUGGCUUCCACUCAGGCUGAGGUAGUGAAUGUUGUAUCUCAUCCAAAGGUCUCCGCUGAGGAUUCUCCUGUGGAAAAGGGCAUCACUACAAUCAAGAUUGCUCAUGGGCGGUCGCUUAACUUCAAGAGUGCUGACAUCCGUGACCCUUGCCCAAUAUCAUUUGCGACCAACAUUCCCCAUCUUGAAUGUGCAUGGGAUGAUGAAGGCCCAAACUGGGACCCUGCCGACUGCGGUGUUAACCUUUUUUCAAUUAACGGCACCCCUAUCGCCCUUCGGUACUGGCCAGAAUUUGUUGUUGAACGAUAUUGCUCAAGUACCGCUGAUACUUUUUGGAAAGAGUUUUCUUCUGCAGAUGGGAAACUUUUCAACUGGAAGAGGAUAUGUGAGACAUUGCGGGUUCAACAAGCUGCGCAUGAGCAGAAUAUUGUAGACAGGGCAAAAGCGGAGUAUGGUGCUGACUUCGAUAAAAUCUUUGUGAAUUGUGGAAAGGUAUUAACUGAUAGAACAGCUAUUGCUUGUCGCUAUUUUGAAAAACAUACCAUGGACCUCAAUUAA
Molecule: messenger RNA, 1092 nt
Organism: Lentinula edodes (shiitake mushroom)
Lineage: Eukaryota; Fungi; Basidiomycota; Agaricomycetes; Agaricales; Omphalotaceae
Exons: 5
Coding region: 1-1092 (363 amino acids)
Source: RefSeq, a predicted model, not a curated record